UAUACUAACAUCCGCAGAAGGUGAACUUCCGUUCGAUCGACUAAACAAAUUCAAACCGACAGAGUCGUUACUGCGAGUUAAACGUUGUUUGGGAGACGGUGGAAGUAGACUAAUCGGAAGACUAGCUUUUGGUGUUGCGUGUAAUUAUUUCCUGACUUUGUUAACGAUGGCUUUAAGAAAUAGGACCGCGCUCACGAAUAUUGUAAAUCAAGAAAAUACAAAGAAUUUUAAGUCUUCUGUGACCACAAUACCUGGGAAGACAAAAAGAGCUGCUUUGGGUGAAAUAGGAAACAAAGUGAACACAUUAAGAGGCAUAGAACCCAUUGAUAGAACUAGCUUGCUAAUAAAAGACAAGAAACCGAUUAUAGCCCCAAAACAAGCUAUCAAACCACCAGAAAAAGCAACUGAGAAACUACCUGUACAAAUAGUUAAACCUGUAAUAAAGGUUGCAGUUUCUCAAGAGAGUGUGAUAUCACUGCCUGCUAAAAAGGAGGUUCAAUCAUUCUCCUCAGAUCUAUUAGCAGUUGAAGAUAUUGAUGAAGAAGAUAAAGGAAAUCCUAGUCUAGUUUCUAUUUAUAGUAAUGACAUUUAUGAAUACUUAAGAACUCUAGAAAGUAUGUACCCUAUUUCAAAAGGAUAUCUAUGUGGACAAGAAGUUACGCCAAAAAUGAGGAGUGUACUUAUAGAUUGGUUAGUGGAUGUACACCAACAAUUUCAUUUAAUGCAAGAAACAUUAUACCUAACUGUUGCUAUCAUUGAUAGAUUUUUACAGGCUUUUCGCUCAAUAGAUAGGAAAAGGUUACAAUUGGUUGGUGUGACUGCUAUGUUUAUUGCUAGCAAGUAUGAAGAAAUGUACUCUCCAGAUAUAAAUGAUUUUGUAUAUAUCACAGAUAAUGCAUACUCGAAGGUAGAAAUAUUACAAAUGGAAAUGCUUAUUGUAAAAACAUUAGAUUAUUCUUUUGGUAGACCAUUACCCUUACAUUUCCUAAGGAGAUACAGCAAAGCUGGAAAGGCACUCCCAAUACAUCAUACAAUGGCUAAAUAUUUUCUAGAACAAAGCUUAGUUCACUAUGAAGUGUGCCACUAUCCCCCAAGCCUUAUUGCAGCUGCAGCAAUAUAUUUAGCUUUCCUAAUUAUUGAUAAUGAUGACGAAGACCAGCAAAAGGUUGUCUGGACAAAUACCUUGGCACAUUACAGUACCUAUUCCAAGGACGACGUAUUCCCUGUAGUACGGGAAACAGCAAGUAUUAUAGUUAAUGCGGAUAAAAUUAAGUAUCAAGCUGUGAGAAAGAAAUAUGCCCAAGCAAAGUGCAUGAAGAUUAGUACUCGACCCGAACUUAGAUCAGCAACAAUAGAUUUAUUAGCUACUGCAGAUAAAAGGGCAGUAUAAUAUUCAUUUUAAAAGAUAAUUGUAGUGAGACAUUUGUUUGUUCAAUAUUUCAUUGGACAAAAUAAAUUGCAUCGUACAUAGGAUGAUACAUUUUCGGAGGUAGAAACAUAUGAGAUGAGCAGACUAAAUAAAAAAAGAGAGAAAGACGAGACUAUCUUCAUUUAUCUUUUUUUCCUAUCAUAUUGUUUUCAUAUAAAAAAUGUCAUAAUUUAUUUUGAUGGUUGCCAUGAUGAAUAUUAAAAUUAUUUCUAAAUAAUGACUUUCGCUCCAAAAUUUAUUGGAGUAAAUAAUUUGGUAUGAAAAAUAUUUCUACAAACAAAAUUCAGUAAGGUAACUAAUGAUUCCUUACCUAUAAAAAGUUGCAGGGAAAAAAUACUUCAGACAGAAAAUACAGUUAUUUAUCUAUUAAAUUAAAAGUUUGUGAAUGGUAGUCUCGUUUUAAUUACAGAUAUUAGCCUCAAGUAUACAAGUUCUAUUAAAAAUGGGACAUUUUAAUUCUAAAUAUUACGGAGUUGCUGUACGAAGUUCGUAAGAAAGAAAGAAAAACUUUAGUAAGUAUUUCCGUAUGAUAUAAUGUAACUCGAAUAUUCUUUAUUCUUGAGUAAGGGUAGUUUGCAUUUUGUUGAAUAAUGUCUGAUUUAUUAAAAACCAGAUACUUAGUAUGGAAAUUACUUAUUAAAGAUUUUUUCUAUCUAUGCACGUAAUUACACAAUUUAGGGUAAUUAUAGAAAAAGUUUUAUAGUAGAGGAGAGAAAAAGAAAGAAGCAUGAGUAUAGUCAAUUGAUAUGGAAAUGUGUAUAUUUUUGGAUCACUAUAGAAAACUAUCGAACAACGUUUGUCAAAGGAUCUCUGUUUAAAUUCAGUAAAAUUUCGGCAAAAUGAUUAAGAUGUAAAA
Bombus impatiens (common eastern bumble bee) is the source of this 2285-nucleotide messenger RNA. Its product is annotated as G2/mitotic-specific cyclin-B. Gene Ontology annotation, cellular component: cyclin-dependent protein kinase holoenzyme complex; cytoplasm; nucleus. The record is from RefSeq and is a predicted model, not a curated record. The transcript has 5 exons. Gene Ontology annotation, biological process: regulation of cyclin-dependent protein serine/threonine kinase activity; mitotic cell cycle phase transition. Gene Ontology annotation, molecular function: cyclin-dependent protein serine/threonine kinase regulator activity. NCBI's taxonomy places the organism in Eukaryota, Metazoa, Arthropoda, Insecta, Hymenoptera, Apidae. Bases 167 to 1390 code for a protein of 407 amino acids.